UACGGCCAUCAACUCCGGCGUACGACAUCGGUCUACUAGCAACCCACCUUCGACGCACGAACAUGGCGAGGACUCCGGCAAUCGUCGCGGUGGUGCUGAUGGCGGCGGCGGCGGCCCAGCUGGCCAACGCCGGCUUCCCUAACCAGUACUGGCCGGCGCCGUCGACCCCUUCCACCGGCUUCCCGACGUACGGCUGGGAGAACGCCCACGCCACCUUCUACGGCUCCGACUCCGGCCUCGGUCACGACUUCGGCGGCGCGUGCGGGUACAGCGGCAGCGACAUCGCCUCGCUCUACUCGACGAGGACGGCGGCGCUGAGCACCCCGCUGUUCGCCAAAGGGGACGGUUGCGGGCGGUGCUACGAGAUCCGGUGCGUGCAGUCCAAGUGGUGCGUGCCGGGGUCGCCCUCCGUCGUCAUCACCGGCACCAACCUCUGCCCGCCAAACUGGUACCAGGACAGCAACGACGGCGGCUGGUGCAACCCGCCGCGCAGGCACUUCGACAUGGCGCCGCCCUCCUUCUACAAGCUCGCUGCCAGGGUCGCCGGGAUCGUGCCCGUCCAGUUCCGCCGCGUGCCGUGCGAGAGGAGCGGCGGCGUCCAGUUCUGCCUCAUGGGGAACCCCUACUGGCUGCUCGUCCACGUCAACAAUGUCGGCGGCGGCGGUGACAUCGGCCAGAUAGCUGUCAGGGAGACAGGCGGGGUGUGGAUCCAGAUGACGCAGAACUGGGGGAUCACGUUCCAGGCCUUCUUCGAGCUGGACAGGUCCAAGGGGCUCCAAUUCAUGAUCACCGGCGGUACCGACCGCAAGACCAUCGUCGUCGGCGACGCCGUCCCCGCCUGGUGGAGCACCGGCCUCUGCUACCAGGGAUCAAACAACUUCUGGUAGAUCCGUAUGCAUGCAUUAACCCGAUCAUACAUAUACUUCGAUCCGUCUGCAAGUGUUUUUUUUCUCUCAUUAUAACCGAUGAAGCUUGGAGUUGUAAUCUUUUCUUCAUUUUGUUCUCAGCUUUAAUUUUGUCAUCAAUCAGAGUUGUCUUGAUGAUGUAUAUCCUUGGUUUCUGUACAUUUUUGUAUGUGUACAGUAGCACAUCUUUUCACUCUGAUGCACGUUAUCCGUUUUCUUUUUCUCUUUAAAGUGGACUUUGCUGUUUCCUCAUUCUGGCCGAGAAACUGUUAUUUUUUUCA
Messenger RNA from Triticum aestivum (bread wheat), 1186 nucleotides. Its product is annotated as expansin-A17. Gene Ontology annotation, cellular component: extracellular region. The transcript has 2 exons. Gene Ontology annotation, biological process: plant-type cell wall organization. The coding region runs from base 63 to 887 and encodes 274 amino acids. The record is from RefSeq and is a predicted model, not a curated record. NCBI's taxonomy places the organism in Eukaryota, Viridiplantae, Streptophyta, Magnoliopsida, Poales, Poaceae.